This is a messenger RNA of Blastomyces gilchristii SLH14081, 782 nucleotides long. RefSeq lists its product as uncharacterized. The record is from RefSeq and is a predicted model, not a curated record. NCBI's taxonomy places the organism in Eukaryota, Fungi, Ascomycota, Eurotiomycetes, Onygenales, Ajellomycetaceae. The transcript has 2 exons. The coding region runs from base 39 to 782 and encodes 247 amino acids.
UUGAAUUAGUCUGACCAACUUUUCAUUGAGUAAGAACAAUGAGUUCAAAAGUACACUCAGUUGAUGUGGAAAAAGAUGCUUUCUCAAAUGCUAUUCCUGAGAUUGAAAUUCUGAAGAGAAGAAAGAAAGAAGAAAUAGAGAAACAACAAGUUCUUGAAAUACAGGAACUUGAAAAAGCAAGUAAAAUUCUUGGAAAGCAGUGUCUGAGUGAGAUGAAUGAAGAAGUUCUGUUAAUUCUUCAUGCUCAGACUAGACAACUACAGAAAGUGAUCAAGUUCAAACUUGGAAUUUCAAACACAAAGAAAACAUAUGCUCAAGCAGCUGAAUCUGCUGCCUCUAAACCUGCUGCCUCUAAACCUGCUAUCUUGAAACCUGCUCAAAAUUCUGAGAAAACUGAGAAGAAUACUGCUCAUACUUCUAGUGAUAGAAAAGUGAAGAAAAAAAUGCAAAAAGAGAAAAAUCUUCAAAUCUCCAGAAAUAGAAGACUUAUUCUCAAAGUCUCAAAUCAGGACAUAUUGCAGAGAAAUAAGCUAAACUCAAACCUCAUUUUCAGAAUUAGAAAUGAAAUCAAUCAGCAGUUCUUUUCUCAGUUAAUGACUGAUAUUGAAGUUCAAAAACCAGUUAUAGCUUCAAUUGAGCCAUUCUUCUUUGGAAACUCCAUCAUUCUGACUACAAUGCCUGAAUUCAGUGCUGAAUUCCUUAUUCAGAAUGAGAAUCUCUGGAAAUCAGCAGUAGAAUCUUUGUUAAACACAACAAUUCUAUCUAAGAGAGAUGAAAAGUGA